Messenger RNA from Cutaneotrichosporon oleaginosum, 1274 nucleotides. RefSeq lists its product as uncharacterized. The record is from RefSeq and is a predicted model, not a curated record. NCBI's taxonomy places the organism in Eukaryota, Fungi, Basidiomycota, Tremellomycetes, Trichosporonales, Trichosporonaceae.
UACAGUAUCUCCAGGUUCAUCUUCAUCUCCACUCAUCUCCGCUCAUCUCCAUCUACAUUGGUCCAGCCACUCCCCUCGACGCCAUGGCCUUGGACCCCGGCAUCGGCCCCGAUCAAGACCGUCGCAAACGAGGCCGAGGACACGAACCAGACCACGCCGCAUCUUCACGUUCGGGCAGCCCCGUCGACCGCCCUCCCCUCCGCACGACCAAGUCUCUUCAGCCUUUACCAGCGCCCGCUACUCCGAAAGCUGGCCGACCACAACGCGGCCUCGAGAAGCGCCUGCGCCGCCCAGCCCCCCCUCGUCCCAUCACGCUAGACCCAGCGCCAAUACCUCCCCUCCCCGCCCCGCUGCUGCCGUACCUGUUCACCUGCCACGAGAUCCAGCCCUUCCGCGGCCCCCGAAAGCUCGCGCCGGAGCCCACGUUCCCCAUCGCCCCCGCGGACAGCCGCGGGCGUAAAGGCGACCCCCUGAUGGUCGCGAACGGGAUGGGGAUCCCCGACGAGCGGGCUAUGACCAUGUACUGGUCGUCUGACUUCUUCCGCCCGAUCGACCAAGUCGACACGGACGAGGAGGACGACGCGCCCGUGCACGCAUACGCCGCAUCGGACGCCGAGUCGGGCACGGGCAUGAUGGGCACGGUGCGCGACAGACGCUCGAUGAGCGUCGUAUCCGAACGGCCGCGGUCGCCGUCCGUCCGCUUCUCUCCCCUCGCAUCAACGCCUGUGCCUGUCGCACCACACACUCACGCAUCGCCUGCGGCAUCACAAACCCACGCAACGCCUGGGGCAUCACAAACCCCCCGAAGUGCUGCGAUGCUGCCGCCCGUCGGCAUCGAGAAGAAGGGCAUGAUCACGCUGACGCGGCACGUCGCGGUGCCCGUGCCGUUGCCGUCGCCGUCGCCGAGGGUCACGCGCGGCUGCGCAGGGUCCCCCGUCACGGUGCGCCCAGUCCAGCUGGUUCUGCGCGAGGUGUUGAACCCCCUGCAGUAUGUGCGGCGCGCCAUGGGGCUGGAGGCGGAGGAAGCGGCGUCGGUCAAGUGCGACUCGGCGAAGGGCGGCGUUGCCGCGGAGGCACGCGGAAAGGUUGGCGCCGGCGCCGCAGAUCGCAAGAAUGGGAGGCGCGGGGGACGGAAGAAGAAGGUCGGCGGCACUCAGCGACAGCCAUGAGAUACCUGCAUCGCGGGCAUGUGAAACGACCGAGUUGGCGUAGCGGAACGCCGUUUGUAUCCAUAUAACAUUGUGACAUGUAAUGGGAGGAUGGAGACCAUGGAG